Molecule: messenger RNA, 627 nt
Organism: Penicillium malachiteum
Lineage: Eukaryota; Fungi; Ascomycota; Eurotiomycetes; Eurotiales; Aspergillaceae
Exons: 2
Coding region: 1-627 (208 amino acids)
Source: RefSeq, a predicted model, not a curated record
AUGACGGAGCUACCGUUUGUUGUCCUUCACCUUUGUACCAGCAACACCCUAGUCCUCACAUCACGCUCAAUCCUAACAGUAGUGAGCGAUCAAUACACCACACAAUCCGCCAAAGAUUACAACGGCGUUCUGGGCAAGCAAGGCGAAACAGGCGACGCGAUAUUCCAAGCUAUGUCGGUGAUUCUUAUUCGAAAUACCAUCUCCAAUUACCUUCCUCUUCCUACUUCGACGAAUUUGUCACGCUUUGAUCCACAUCAUAACGGUGGUUUAUCUACCGGUGCGAAAAUCGCUAUUGGUGUUUGUGUUCCGGUUGGUGUUAUUAUUCUUACUGCGAUUGCGUUUAUCGUUUGGGAUAGACGACGACGCAAUAAGACUACGACGAGUACGAGUACGGAUUCUCAACAGAGUCCAAGUUCUGGGUUAAAUGGGGAUGUGUUAACGGGGAAACCGGAGUUGGAUGGGGUUGAGAGGAGUCCACCGGUAAAACAGGAACUAGAUACGGGGCAGGAUGUUGGGGCUUUGAAGCUGAAUGGAUCUACGCCUGCUGAGUUACCGGGUAACUCUCCGGUGGAGUUACCUGUGGAGCGAAGCCACCUGUGGAGCGAAGUCCAACAGUGCCGCAGGUAG